Molecule: messenger RNA, 926 nt
Organism: Phaeodactylum tricornutum CCAP 1055/1
Lineage: Eukaryota; Bacillariophyta; Bacillariophyceae; Surirellales; Neidiaceae
Gene: MAT1
Exons: 2
Coding region: 42-926 (294 amino acids)
Biological process (GO): DNA repair; regulation of cyclin-dependent protein serine/threonine kinase activity; regulation of transcription by RNA polymerase II
Cellular component (GO): transcription factor TFIIH holo complex
Molecular function (GO): metal ion binding
Source: RefSeq, a predicted model, not a curated record
AGAGAGUGUAGCGUCUUGGUGAAUAAGCAUUCUUGCUAGUCAUGGAAGAGGAUCCUCAAGACGAUCUUUUUCGAUGCGCCUUGUGCGGGACCGCGGAAGGUGAUUCAUCCAAUCUAUCAUCUCAUACAUCGCUACAAACGAAUGCCACGGUCCGGUGUGGACAUCAAUUCUGUAACUCCUGCAUCGAUCGAGAACUCGUCCGCAAGCGUGAAUUUCCCUGCCCUGUAUGUCAAACCCCCGUCAAACGUGUGACGCUAACCGUCCGGAGUCUAGACGAUGUCCAGUGCGAAAAGGACACAUCUUGGCGUCGACGGGUACUGAAAGUCUUCAACAAAACUGAGCCAGACUUCUCUUCUCUGCUGGAAUUUAACAAUUAUCUGGAACAAGUUGAAGACAUGAUCUACUCUAUUGUCAACGAAGAGCCAGAUGCUGAAGCUUGUAAGGCGAAGAUUAAGGAGUAUGAAAACGCUCACAAGACAGAAAUCGUCAUUCGGCAAUCCCAACGCGCCGAUGAGGAACGUUCCAUCCAGGAUCGGAUCGCCGCUGAGCAAAGAAGCACCGAGCGACUCCGGCGUGAAGCGUUUGAUGAGGAAAAGGCUGUCGCUAACGCUAAGAAGCGUCUAAAGCAGGAAAGUACGCAGGUGUUGCUAGGAGAACGUGAAGAAGUAUCGGCGGAGCUGCGACAAGCCCAGAUGCAAGGGUACCGCAAUGAGUUAAAGAGGCAGUCGAGAGGUAAAAAAAGCAGCGACUUUGUCUCGCCACGCGUUCGGGAACCAGCCGAUGGUUGGAAAAAGGAAACACUGGAUCGGCAGCUGUAUUUAAAACGGCAAGCAGCGGGUGGGGGAAUACCGACGGGAAGUAUUGCAUCACUGGAACGCAACUGGAACGAAACGGUACAAUCACUUUUUGCCAGAAUGAAAGCCUAA